Messenger RNA from Vicia faba (fava bean), 609 nucleotides. The record is from the annotation of a GenBank genome assembly. NCBI's taxonomy places the organism in Eukaryota, Viridiplantae, Streptophyta, Magnoliopsida, Fabales, Fabaceae.
AUGCAGCGACUAAGGAAUUUGAGAUUGAGGUCAAUCUCAAAUUCAGCUUCUGCUGCAAACCUAAAACGCAAAUCUCUCAAUUCAUGGGCUGCAAUUCAAGAAACCUACUUCUCCACCAAGGAUACGUUUGAGAGACACCGAGUUGUUUUCACCGUCGGAACUUCCAUUGCUUCCGUUGCAACUGCUUUCUUAGGGUAUUCGUUGCGUCAUGUGCAUGAUUCCAGAGUUGAUGAAAGGCUUCAAUCCAUUGAACAUGCUAUGAAAAGCAAUGUGAAUCUUCAACAUUCUGAAAUCAAAGAUAUUGUUGGUCAUCCUGGAGGUUGUAGUAUUCCCGCUUGUGCAGCCACUGCUGGAACGACAUUACUCAUCGGGUAUGGCUUGGGAUGGAGAGGUGGAAGCUGGUACACAACAAAGAAGUUCAGAAAGGAACAGAUGAAAUUGCUAGGACAGAUUAAACCUAGAAGAUGGCAAAUGCUUGGGAACAUAAAAGCUAAAGGGUGGAAAUUCCAGUUUCCUAGAAGAUCCAAAGUGCAAGAUACUACAGUGAGAACAUCUGAAACAGUAAUAAAGGACACAUCCUCCACGCACAUUGCUGGAAAAUGUCAUUAG